ACGCAGCGCAUCCGCUUGCCUGGAGGAACUAAGCUACAGUCUCUCGCGGCUGCUGGCCUGGAUAUGGACCCUGAGACCUGCCCCUGUCCUACUGGUGGUUCCUGCACCUGCUCGGACAAAUGCAAAUGCAAGGGCUGCAAAUGCACGAACUGCAAGAAGAGCUGCUGCUCCUGUUGCCCUGCAGGAUGUGAGAAGUGUGCCAAGGACUGUGUUUGCAAAGGCGAAGAGGGGGCCAAGGCCGAGAAAUGCAGCUGCUGCCAGUGAGGACUCCCACACAGCCUAUGUGAAUAGUGCUGCGUGUCCCUGGUGGGGCGUGGCUGUUGCCCCCCUCCCUGGCUUCCUGCUCCGGGGGUGUGAAUAAAUCCCAUGCACAGCA
Molecule: messenger RNA, 376 nt
Organism: Rattus norvegicus (Norway rat)
Lineage: Eukaryota; Metazoa; Chordata; Mammalia; Rodentia; Muridae
Gene: Mt3
Product: metallothionein 3
Exons: 3
Coding region: 64-264 (66 amino acids)
Biological process (GO): response to hypoxia; intracellular zinc ion homeostasis; zinc ion transport
Cellular component (GO): cytoplasm; synaptic vesicle; perinuclear region of cytoplasm
Molecular function (GO): protein kinase activator activity; metal ion binding; cadmium ion binding
Source: RefSeq, marked provisional